Messenger RNA from Salvelinus namaycush (lake trout), 1848 nucleotides. RefSeq names its product WD repeat domain phosphoinositide-interacting protein 3. The record is from RefSeq and is a predicted model, not a curated record. The transcript has 11 exons. Lineage: Eukaryota; Metazoa; Chordata; Actinopteri; Salmoniformes; Salmonidae. Gene Ontology annotation, molecular function: protein binding; phosphatidylinositol-3-phosphate binding; phosphatidylinositol-3,5-bisphosphate binding. Bases 176 to 1240 code for a protein of 354 amino acids. Gene Ontology annotation, biological process: nucleophagy; autophagy of mitochondrion; protein lipidation. Gene Ontology annotation, cellular component: phagophore assembly site membrane; cytosol; extrinsic component of membrane.
CCACCAUCUUUGAUGAAACUCACACUCGAUUACUCGGUGCUCUUUUGAGCGUCCUGGAUGAACCAAGAGCUGUGUUGUUUUUCCUAACUGGCUGUCUGGCACAGGAGAAAUGGUAGCUAGCUAGCAUUCUGUGAAAAAUUGUCUAACGUACGACUGUGAUCAUCUGAUCGAAAUAAUGAAUCUACUACCAUCAAACGCACAUGGGAACGGACUACUGUACGCGGGAUUCAACCAGGAUCACGGAUGCUUUGCUUGCGGAAUGGAGAAUGGGUUUAGAGUGUACAACACAGAUCCACUCAAAGAGAAAGAAAAACAAGGGACACAGCAUUGUGACAGCGAGAGCCAAGAGUUCAUGGAGGGCGGGGUCGGGCAUGUGGAGAUGCUGUUCAGGUGUAACUACCUAGCGCUGGUUGGAGGAGGGAAAAAGCCAAAAUACCCACCUAACAAAGUGAUGAUCUGGGAUGACCUGAAGAAAAAGACGGUUAUAGAAAUUGAGUUCUCCACUGAAGUCAAAGCAGUGAAGCUUCGAAGGGACAGGAUCGUGGUGGUCCUGGACUCUAUGAUCAAAGUGUUCACGUUCACCCACAACCCUCAUCAGCUGCAUGUGUUUGAGACCUGCUAUAACCCCAAAGGUCUGUGUGUGCUCUGUCCCAAUAGUAACAACUCUCUGCUGGCGUUCCCGGGGACCCACUCUGGGCACGUGCAGAUCGUAGACCUUGCCAACACAGAGAAGCCUCCAGUGGACAUCCCCGCCCACGAGGGGGCGCUGUGCUGCAUCGCCCUCAACCUGCAGGGAACCAGGAUAGCCACUGCCUCCGAGAAAGGGACCCUGAUCAGAAUAUUUGACACCAUGGCAGGCCACCUGAUUCAGGAGUUGAGGCGAGGGUCACAGGCUGCUAACAUCUACUGCAUCAAUUUCAACCAGGAUGCGUCCCUCAUCUGUGUGUCUAGUGACCACGGUACAGUCCACAUAUUCGCUGCAGAGGACCCCAAGAGAAACAAACAGUCCAGCUUAGCCUCGGCCAGUUUCCUUCCUAAGUACUUCAGCUCCAAGUGGAGCUUCUCCAAGUUCCAGGUUCCAUCAAACUCGCCGUGUGUGUGUGCCUUCGGAACAGAACCCAACUCUGUCAUAGCCAUUUGUGCUGAUGGCAGCUACUACAAGUUCCUGUUCAAUCAGAAGGGGGAGUGUUCCCGAGACGUCUACGCACAGUUCCUGGAGAUGACAGACGAGAAGAUCUGACCUUUCACCCUACCACCUCCUGCAAACGGACAGACGUGUACAUGGCGGAUGGGUUUAUUUUCUGGAGCAGGAGGACGAGGGGGAUGGACAGAAGGAGGAGGAGAUGAUGUCUCUGCUCACCCAGUGCUGAUGGACUCUACAUGGAGGAGCGUCAGAGGGAAGGUGAGAGAGACACCAUCUCGGAAACAACAGAGGAAUGAAAGAUGGACCGAGAGAAAUCAGGACUGAGUGCCCUCUGACAACCUACUUAAAGACUCCCUGUACAACUACAGAAAGACAGGGGGACGAGAACACUCUAACGGAUGUCACCUGGGCCUCCUUGUCCUGCUAGUCCGAGGACGAAAGAGGGAGACUUUCUUUUUAAAGAUGUCUUCCGUGAAAUGUACGAUCAGGCGGUUAUUUUUUAAAGGUGUAUAGCGUUGAUUCUAAUAGGUAGAUGCAUAGAAAACAGAUCUUGUCAACUAACACCACCUAAUCUAACUAUAGGGAGUGCCUCUGAGCUGAAUCGAGAGUGGAGUGUGUGUAUAUACUCACAUAUAUACAGAGUGCAUUCAGAAAGUUUUCAGACCCCUUCACUUUUUCUAUAUUUUGUUACGUUACAGCCUUAU